GUGACAUCAAACGGUAAGACGAACAGUCAUCGUCGCGUCAAUGAGUGGCCUAACAACGCCAGGAAGUUCGACAGUGCCUAUAAUCACGCGUAUACCCAUGUCCCCUUGCACAUCGUCGUCAACAUGUGCGAGACUCUUCGCCGUGUAUUUGGCGAUGGAACGCGCAAAUGACGUCUGGAUCGCGAGCUCAUGCGUGCGGGAGGGAGGUCUACAUACCGUUCGAUGGACCGCACUACUCUCAUAUGCACCUGGUCGUCAAACACCCAGCUCGGCUGCAGCUUGAUACGGCCCUUGCGUGCGCCCCGCUAGUAAAUGCUGACCUUCCCGGACCUUCCCGACACUCGUUGUCCCAGCGGAACUCGUGCGUCAGCAAACUCGGGGAGAAAAUCGUUGGGGAAAAGCUCGUCGUGACCCAUCGUCAACGUGCAGGGCCGAGUGUGAGCUUCGCACAGCUAUAGCUAUCCGGGCACGUACUCCAC
This is a messenger RNA of Fomitopsis serialis, 479 nucleotides long. RefSeq lists its product as uncharacterized. The record is from RefSeq and is a predicted model, not a curated record. The coding region runs from base 41 to 283 and encodes 80 amino acids. NCBI's taxonomy places the organism in Eukaryota, Fungi, Basidiomycota, Agaricomycetes, Polyporales, Fomitopsidaceae. The transcript has a single exon.